AUGUCCUCAGAUACCAUGCUUCAAAAAGUACUGCCGAUGUUGACAUCUUUUUUAGUUGUUGCCUGGAUAAUUUUUAUAAUUUCUCAAAAUUCCACAAAGAUAGGAACAUUUCUCUCUACUUUAAUUUGAAGCCUAUAUUUAACUAAAACUAUUGAGAAAUCUUCAUGACCUAAAACAGCAGUGACACUGGUUAAGUCACCAACAGGAACUGAGCUGAGUGUCAUGGAAAUCCUUCAACUAUACAAGCAGUUCCCACUUAGACCAUUCACCUACAUGAACACCACCAGCAGCUCCAAACAAACACAGAGAGCCACCUUCAACCCUCGAGACAUGUACUGCAGUGGGGACCAGCUGCAUGUCUUGCUGGAGGCACGGGACUACCUUGAACACAGGAGGGAAUUGGGGGACUUUCUGAGGGCCAGGAUGUCCUCCCCAGCCCGGAAUGCAGGAGCUUCAGGAAAGGUAACAGACUUCAACAACAAUCAACUUGUCAGCUUCACUCUGUUCUGGGAGGGCCAGGUCUCACUGUCUGUCCUACUCAUCCACCCCAGUGAAGGGGUGUCUGCUUUCUGGAGGGCAAGGAACCAAGGCUAUGACAGGGUGAUCUUCACAGGCCAGUUUUCCAGUGGUGCCUCCCAGGUCUACAGUGAUUGUGGCCUGGCUUUAAAUUCAACUGCUGACCUGGGCCAGUAUCUUGAUGGUCAAGAUCAAGAAGCUUUCUACUGCGUGAGACCUCCACAUGUUCCCUGUGCUGCGCUCACCCACAUGCAGUCCAAGAACAAGAAAGUUUCUCAUCUUACAAAUCAAGAAGACAGUAUCUUCCACUUGCACUCGACCUUGUGGGGUCUUCAUCCUCAUCAGCCAUCUCAGCAGCCUGCCACCCACAGAGCCAAGUUGGCUCUCUUCCCAUACUUGUGUUGGUUUGAGAAAUGCAAGCCUGGAAUCCCAUCCACAAUCCCCAGUGCCCAUGCGUGGAAAAACACAUGGAAUUCCAUCUUCCGCAGUUUGGCUUCAGUGGAAAUGAAAGCCUGCCUCGCAGGAAAACUUAUAUAUCUGCUGGGAGAUUCCACAAACCACCAGUGGAUGGAAUACUUCACAGCCAGUAUCAAAAGUAUCACUAAGUCAGUUAAUCUGCAUGAAUCUGGAAAAUUAUAACACCAGCUUGUUAUGGACUUGGACAGGCAUAUCAACAUCCAGUGGCAAAACCGCUACCCCUUGAUUGGAUCAUUGCGCUAUUCCAUCAAAGUGAUGAACAUGGCCAGAGUAAUUGUCAGAACUGGAGGGGAGAAGAAUACUGUCAUUGUUAUUUCUCUGGGCCAGCAUUUCAGAAUCUUUCCCAUUGAUGUUUUUAUCCUAAGCCUCAGUGUCUACAAAGCUGUUCAACAUCUUCUUCUGAGAAGCCCAGACACUAUGGUUAUCAUCAAGACAGAAAAUAUCAGGGAGAUGUUAAUUGAUGCAGAAAGAUUCAGUGACUUUCAUGGUUACAUUCAAUAUCUCAUCAUUAAGGACAUUUUCCAGGAUCUCCAAGUGGGCAUCAUUGAUGCCUGGGAUAUAACAAUUGCAUAUGGCACAAAUGAUGUCCACCCACCUCAACAUGUAGUUGGAAAUCAAAUUAAUGUAUUCUUAAACUAUAUUUGCUAG
Messenger RNA from Castor canadensis (American beaver), 1641 nucleotides. The record is from RefSeq and is a predicted model, not a curated record. Lineage: Eukaryota; Metazoa; Chordata; Mammalia; Rodentia; Castoridae.